This is a messenger RNA of Megachile rotundata (alfalfa leafcutting bee), 977 nucleotides long. It is a transcript of the gene Dtwd2, whose product is annotated as DTW domain containing 2. The record is from RefSeq and is a predicted model, not a curated record. Lineage: Eukaryota; Metazoa; Arthropoda; Insecta; Hymenoptera; Megachilidae.
AUAAAAAAAAGGUAUUUUUUAUUGUUAACAAUUUUAUUAGGAUAAAUGUGGUUCAUAGAUAUAGUUUCAAUACUGCCCUGUACUAUUUGUUAUACAAAUACUACUGUUUAGUAUAUAGUAAUGCUUAGUAUUUUCUUGUUUUGUGAUUCAAAAUAAUUAUGAAUGAAACGUCGGUGUUGCAAGAAUUAUCAGAAAUUCUUGCUGAUCCUCCUGAGACAAGAGAUAAGUGCACACAAUGCAAAAGACCAGUAGCUGUAUGUUGGUGUACAGGAUUACCGAAACGACCUGUCUGUCCUGCAUCAAGAAUUAUUAUUUUACAGCAUCCAGCUGAAGUGAAACGAUGUUUGCGAACUGCGCCUAUGCUUGCAUUAGGUUUGGAGCCUGGGAAGUGCUUGAUUUUUAGAGGGAAAAAAUUUCCACUUUCAAAGCAUGAAGGUUUAGCCGAAAUUUUAAAUGAUAAAAAUACUGUAUUAUUAUAUCCAUCUCCAGGUGCUGUUGCACUUGAUGAACUAACUCCUGUUGGUGUUAAUGGACAAAAACCAUAUAAUCUUGUUUUAUUAGACGGAACUUGGCCACAAGCAAAGGCCAUAUAUCAUUCGAGUCCAGCAUUAUGUAUUUUACGAGCUUGUAAAUUAGUUGGAGUUCCAACAAGUGAAUAUGUUAUUAGAACGCAACCAACUGAAGGAUGCUUGUCUACGCUUGAAACGGGUGCAUUUGCACUUUCCAUUUUAGAAAAUGAUCCAGAAUUAAAAGAUAAAAUGCUUGGGCCUCUGCACUAUCUUUGCAGAUUUCAGUUGGAAAAUGGUGCAGUAACUCAUCAAAGCAAAGAAUUUCUUAUAAAACAGAAAGCUUAUCCAAAGCUCAUAGGAAGAAGAUUAGCUAAACAAUUACGUAUGUUACCAGAAGAAGCUACAUAAUAUUUUUUAUUGAAUAAUUUAAAGAUAAAUAAUGUAAAUAAUUAAAACUUUUUAUUUAGA